AUGCGUGUAAAUAAACAAAGAAGAAGAAGAGUUGAUCUUUUUGCUGCAAAAAUUUCCUUAAAUCUAUAAACAAAAUUAGAUGUAAAUAGUGUAUGAAAUGGCAUAGGACAUAAUUGGUAAUCAUGUUUACCCUCUGAACUUCAAUUAGGGUCAAUUUAGACGAAUUAUGAUGCUGAGUCGUUUCAAUAAACAGCUUGA
Messenger RNA from Paramecium pentaurelia, 198 nucleotides. The record is from the annotation of a GenBank genome assembly. NCBI's taxonomy places the organism in Eukaryota, Ciliophora, Oligohymenophorea, Peniculida, Parameciidae.